Molecule: messenger RNA, 1566 nt
Organism: Adineta steineri
Lineage: Eukaryota; Metazoa; Rotifera; Eurotatoria; Adinetida; Adinetidae
Source: the annotation of a GenBank genome assembly
AUGGACUGUUUUUUAACCUAUAAUCUUUCAUGUAUUAAUGGUACAUAUACUCAAUUUAAUUCAUCAUCAAUUAUAUUCGGAGAUGCACUUCAUCCAAAUCUUAUAGCUAUUGGCGAUAAUUCAAAUACUGAAUUAACUACAUCAACAAUUCAACCAAUUUCAUCAUCAAUUUUUAUAUCUUUACAACAUUGUAUUAUAACAGUUAUUAUUCUUGGUGCAAUUAUUUUAUCAACAAUAACGGGAAAUAUAUUAGUUAUUGCUGCUAUUAUUUUAGAAAAAAGUUUACAUGCAGUUGCUUAUUAUCUUUUUGUAUCAUUAGCUGUGACCGAUUUAAUGAUAGCUUCUAUAGUUAUGCCAAUUGCUGUUCUGAAAGAAGUGACACGUCACUGGGUGCUUGGUACUGUUAUUUGCGAUAUCUGGGUUGCCAUUGAUUUAUUAUGUUGUACGGCUUCAAUUUUACAUCUUCUUGCUAUUGCACUUGAUCGUUAUUGGGCUAUUACUAAUUUGGAUUAUGCAACAAAACGAACACCUCUUCGAGUUCUUAUUUUAAUUUGUGUUGUAUGGGUAACUGCUAUACUUAUUUCAAGUUGUCAUUUAUUGCCUAUAUUUCGUGACAAACGUCGUCGUCCAGUAGAUCAAUGUCAUGUAACAGGCAAUGUACUUUAUACAAUAUUUUCAACUGUUGGAGCUUUUCAUAUUCCACUUAUUGGUAUGUGUAUAAUCUAUUGGAAAAUUUUUCAAGCAGCAAAAUUUCGUAUACGUCGAAAAGGAUUUAAUACAAAUCAACCAACAUCACCAACAUUACUUCAUCAAAAACAUGCAACAAUAUCAGCAUCACCUACAUUAACAUUGAGUAACAAUACAGAUUUAAGAAAAUCUGCUUUGAAUCGUAUAAAAUUUCUUAAAAAAAAUCAUUAUAUAAAUCAUCAUGCACAAGAUAUUGAACCUGAUAAGCAAUCUACAUGUUCAUUACCAGCAAAUCUUAAUACUGAUUAUCAAUUGAAACCGAUUAAAAAAUCAAAUACACCUUUAUUAAAAAAACAACUUAAAAAAAAAUGUGAUGUUGAACUUCAACAACAACAACAAACAAAUAAUUCUCGAUCAACAACAGGACAUUUAAAAACAACAUCAUUAUCAUUGCAUAAUGAUUUGCCUAUACAAGUUCACACAAUUAAAAAUCCAUUGGCAACAUCAAAUCUAUCAUCAUCAACAUCUUCGCGUAUUCAUGAUGCACAUAUAGUUGUAACUGAUACAAGUAAUGCACCUGUUACAAAAUCUUCUGCAGCAAUGUUACGAAAAAAAAUCGAUCUUAAACGUGAACGUAAAGCAACAAAAGUUCUUGGUGUUGUUAUGGGUUGUUUUAUAUUAUGUUGGUUACCUUUUUUUAUUGAAGAAACAAUAUGUGGAAUAUUUCGUUUAACAAUACAUGAAAAAAUCGUUAGUGUUUUAACAUGGUUAGGUUAUUUUAAUAGUCUUUUAAACCCUGUGAUUUAUACAAUAUUUGCACCUGAUUUUCGACAAGCAUUCGGAAAAAUUCUAUGCGGAAGAUAUCGUAAACGACGAUGA